UUUGUGUGGAAAAAAACUACCCCUCAGGUUCCUAUUAAAUCCUUCCCUCCUCGCCUUAAAUAUACAUCCUCUUGUUCAUGAUUUCACUACUCUGGUUUUCUGUGUUCUGAAAGGGCUUUCAUGGCCAAAAUGGGAACUGCAGACGACUCCACAGAUUGGGAAGGAGGUGCCUAGUGGGGUGGCAGAUGGAGGCGAUGAGCUGUUGAGAUGCAAUUGGAAACGCUGUCAAAGCAUCGAAGAGGACCUUUAAAGGAAUUGCUCCACCCUCUUGAUGAAAGUAAUGAUGGCAGAAGACAACAGAUGACAGCAUAAUUUAAAAAAAAAUUUAAAGUACAAAAACAACUAUCUUCACUGUCGCGCCCACUCCCUGUCAGCUAAGACCUCGCUGCUGGUGCUCGAAGAUGAAUAUUUUGAUAAUUAAGCUUCUCUGCAUGGUUGUGGUUUUUACCCUGAUGAUGCUGGGUUCCCUGUUGCCUGUUCGGAUCAUCCAAGCCGACCAGGAGAAAUUGCAGAAGUCGAAGAAGUUGCUGUCAAUCUGCAGUUCAUUUGGCGGUGGGAUAUUUCUGGCUACCUGCUUUAAUGCUUUGUUGCCAGUUGUAAGGGAAAAGGUUCAAGAGGUUCUUUUAGUUGGAAAAAUAUCUACUGAUUACCCACUAAGUGAGACAACAAUGAUGGUGGGUUUCUUCUUGACUAUAUUUAUUGAGCAAUUGAUUCUGACAUUUCGAAAGGAAAAGCCAUCAUUUAUUGACUUGGAGAUGUUCAAUGCUGGAUCGGAAGGCGGCAGUGAUUCAGAGUACGAGAGCCCGUUUAUUUCAUCAGGACGAGGUCAACCCAACUAUAGUCACAGAUCACAUUCGCACUGUCAUUCUUUGAAUGUAUCUGAGGUGCCCCACUCUAGCCCCUUGCGCUUGAUCUGCCUGGUAUUUGCCCUGUCUGCACACUCUGUGUUUGAAGGUUUGGCUCUGGGGCUGCAGGAGAAAGCAGCAAAGGUGAUCAAUCUGUUCAUCGGAGUGGCUGUGCACGAGACGCUGGUUGCUGUGGCACUGGGAGUCAGCAUGGCGAAAGGAGCCCUGCCGAUGAAAGACGCACUGAAGCUAGCCCUAAUGGUUAGUGCAAUGAUACCCACCGGGAUAGGCAUUGGGAUGGGCAUCCAGAGUGCCAACAGCCUCGGCAGCCAGAUCGCGUCAUUUUUGCUGCAGGGCUUUGCCGCGGGAACAUUUCUGUUUGUCACUUUCUUCGAAAUUCUGGUUAAAGAAUUUGAAGACAAGCACGACCGCCUUCUGAAAGUCCUUUCUCUGGUCAUGGGCUAUGGACUGCUGGCUGGGCUUGUCUUUCUAAAGUGGUGACGAUCUGUCUUGGUUCAGUUUGCAGUUUCAUUAAGGCAUGUGCCCAGGUUAGGCAAGUGGUUAGUUAUUUCCUCAACUUGCUAUUGUGUUAUCUUCUAACCUAUAGUUCCAUCUAUGGGUAAUGAUACUGUUGCUGGUGUGAGUAUCUAACUGGAUUGGUGUUUACUACAAGCGUACUGUGUAAGUUUGUCACUGGGCUCAAUGUAUUGAUUGCAGAUCAGCAGAAAGCAUUGUAAAAGAAAUAUUUAAGCUAUUGCACUAUAAUAAUGUGCUAGUACUUUUCCUGUGGUGGUCUUCAUUAAUGUCAAAUUGCUUCCAUCUGUAGAUCAGCCUAAAGUUAUACUGCUCAAAGUAGUUCCUCUGGACAGGUGCUAUCACUGCUGGGAAUGUUCACAGUUCAGUCAGGGAUUUCACACGCACAUCAUCACACUACUAAAACCCAAGUGACAGCCUGCUGAAUAUAACGGUGCAUGUUUACUGUGAGAUUUAAGUUAUUAAUAGGUUUUUAAAAAAAGUUUACAUGUUGAUUUAUUUAUGAAAUCAAUAGCAUUUCUCCACAAAAUCUAUUUGUAAAUAUUUAACUACUCCAGGGUGUUUUUUAAAUAAUAAAAUAAAAUAUCCAAUGAGACAUUUCUAAUAGUGUACUGCUGAAUACUAUGGCUGUGUGCCAGUAUUGAAAGCAAGAUAACCCACAGGAGUGAUUCAUUUUCCACCUUGCCCAACUAAUCACACAGCAGGUUAGUCUCGUAUCCUGCCUCCAGUUUGUGGUGAGCUGUGUUAGCAGAUUCAACUCGGACGGGUCUGUAGCUGCGACCUUUUGCCUCCGCGUCCUUGGACGAGGGAGAAGAACGUCUGCCAGGAUUCUAACUACUGACCCCUGCGUCCCUAAUAGAAAAUGGGAUCAGACUGAUUCCCCUUCUCUUCUUUGCCUUUCAACAUUCCAUGAGAGCUGCAAAAUGGUGGCAUGGCAUAAAAUUGGAAGGAUGGCUUGUGGAAGACAGGGAAAGGAUGACUUGCAGCUUUCUGCUGGCCAAUUUUGAAAUGUGUUAUUUGUUAUAAGCAGACAAUUUCUUAUUGGUUUUGCUGUGGGAGGCUGACAAGUAGGAGCACUAACACUAGCGGUGUGAAAGGAAUGAAGUAACUUGCACGCCCUAGGUCAGAGUACUUCUUGUAAUUUAGCUCACCCUUUGUCAUGUGAUCAUUAACCUUGCCAAGCAUUUCUGCUUAUUAUUAAGCCCUCCAUAUUCUGCUGUAUAUUUACUACUAAUUUUCCCACAGCAAUGAUAAAGGCCGCAGUCAGUUCUGUUCAGUGGCCUCUUUUGUACAUUCACACGGCAGGUGAGACCAGAUUUAAGCUUUCCUCUCAUGAUGCAAACAACACCUUCGAGUGAGUACAUCAAUUAGCACUGUAGAGAUGAAUCUUCAAAAUGCAGUCACUCGGGAGGGCAUCGGAGUCAGUGAAAGUACGCACACUAAUGAUUGAUGCUUUAGAAGAGAAAAUGUAAAUAGUGUUUUCUUGUAACUUUCAAAUAAGUUUCCUUGCGAUGGUUGCUUUCCAAAAAGGUAGCCAUCCAGGACAUAAUUCCCGCAGAUGCGGCAGGAGUUCCAUUCAUUGUUUGCAAUUGUACGGGAGAGCACUGUUUCCUGUGGAAGGGAUUGGCAGAAGCUCUGUGGAGUAUAAUUGCUCUCUGGGGUAAAACACUGUUGCCUGUGCAAUGCUUCACGGAUACAGCUUGCUGCUAUGUGAAACUUUUCUGAGAAAUCUCAGUAAGUGAUUUAGAAACAAGUCCAUUUCCUCUAAUAUCCUCAGCUUGGAAAAACAUUGAUGUAUUUUAAUUCCUCUGUUUUCUUGAACACACUGACUGUUGCUGACAUAUAGACUGCUGAGUUGCACAGCUUGUACCAGAUCCAUGGCUUGUGGGUAUAGAUAUAGUUAGUGCGCCAGUAGCCUAUUUGAUAAGGGAGGAUUUGAAUGCUUUUAAAGUAGCUGGGUCACGAGAAUGUAAAUAUGAAGCUCUUUAACAGAGGUGUCUGGAAUGAAAUUACUGCAAACAAGUGGCCCUUACUGCUCUGUAGUUUUUUUGCACAACUUUAUUUUGCACCAGAGCUAAACAUUAUGGAAACCAGCUCUGUUUAAAUGGCAUGUGCUGACUGAAAUUAUAUCUGGAGGGAUUGUGGAUCACCAUUGAGUCAGUGCUUUGAGUCAAUUCAGUGAGAGAAACUGAUUGUUUUUUAAUUACUACGUUGACCUAUUCUACCAACAAUAUUAAAAUAUACUUGAAAGACACUGCAAUUCCAGGAAACCUCUUUGUGAACCAUUUCAUUUGAAAGACAAAAUGAAGUGUGUAUCAAUGCAAGACUUUCAUACAUGAUCAUUGGGGAACACUUACUGUAAAUGGUUUGAUUUUGAUAGAUUUGCCAUCAAGUGGAGGUUUGGCAGCAUCUUCAUGCCCAAUGAAUAACUCUGCUAUUUAGUUAUUUCUUUGUUCCAUAGUGGAGCAAGUGAAACUUGUGUUUAUUUAAUAGCAUCUAAUGCUGAUUCUCAGACUUAUGCUUUUUAUACAGCACUGUGUUCUGUCUUGUAGAGAAACCCUCUAACCGUGGAGAAGCACUGACUAGGCCACAUAUAGUAUGCUUUUUCACAAUUUAAGGAUACAAGUGCCAGACCAGUAUGGUUUAGCAUGGCCCAGUGUUUUUCUUUAUCUAUGAGGUGUGUAUUUAGGGUAGAACCCUCUCUUGGUUGCUAGUGCUAGCAUGUGGAAGAGAAUUGAUAGAUGGUUCUAUACCACUGCACAUUUGUUUAAUGGAACAGGCAACCAAUAUUCACUUGCACACAUUCAACAGUAAAAGAUUUUUCCCUGAGCAAAGUAGGAAAAAAAAACAAAUGUAUAUCCAUCUGCUGAUCCAGUGAUCCUUGUUGCUGACUCUACACCUUUGAGCCAUUGAGCGUGGAUAGCCAUGGGACUGACUGCGACAAGUUCUUGCUGCUUAGAGGCUUAUAUAAAUAGUCAUAAUGAUAAUGUACUGAAAAGCAGCUGACAUCUUCAGAGCAACAACCAGCAGGAAUCAGCACCUUCAGAGCAGGAUCUUAUGAGUUUUCUGCCAGUCUAGGAAUCUCAAUAAUAUGUCAGUACAAAGUUAAAAUUGCAAACACUAAUCAUGGAGCGUCAGACGGGUGUAAAGGCCAACGCUAAAGUGUGAAGUCAAUUCCACCUGCUUUCAGUAACAGAUUGAGCAGGGACUCGGUAAGGAGGCUGCAGAUAACUACAGAGGAAAAAUGCACUUUGUAUCUUCAGCAUAUUUGUAAUGUAAGAUACCUCCGUUUGUUGUCUUAAUGCCAAGAGGACUGUUUUGAUGUGAAUGUACUGUUUGCUUAACUCUUAAUGGAUUAAAGUGCGUUGCUCUUUCUCCCAACA
This is a messenger RNA of Amblyraja radiata (thorny skate), 4762 nucleotides long. RefSeq names its product zinc transporter ZIP3. The record is from RefSeq and is a predicted model, not a curated record. Lineage: Eukaryota; Metazoa; Chordata; Chondrichthyes; Rajiformes; Rajidae. Gene Ontology annotation, biological process: zinc ion transmembrane transport. The transcript has 4 exons. Bases 402 to 1346 code for a protein of 314 amino acids. Gene Ontology annotation, cellular component: plasma membrane. Gene Ontology annotation, molecular function: zinc ion transmembrane transporter activity.